Molecule: messenger RNA, 864 nt
Organism: Rhea pennata
Lineage: Eukaryota; Metazoa; Chordata; Aves; Rheiformes; Rheidae
Gene: TUSC1
Product: tumor suppressor candidate 1
Exons: 1
Coding region: 1-573 (190 amino acids)
Source: RefSeq, a predicted model, not a curated record
AUGAGGCGCAUGCGCGUUGGGGACCGGCGCUGGGGCUGCUCCGGCUCGGGGCGGAGGGGCCAGGCAGGGCUCGGUGGCGGCGGCAGUGGUGGCGGCGGCGUUGCCGCCGGCGGCAGCGGCGAGGAGGCGGCGGCGGCGCCUGGCGAGCAGGACGGCUGGCGGGGUCAGUCGCGGGGCUCGCCACAGCAGCUGGCGGAGCGCUACGCCGACCUGGCGGCCAGGCACCGCGAGGCGGUGCGGCAGCGCGAGGAGCGGGAGUGGCACAACGCGCGGCUGCGGCUGGAGAACGCGCGGCUGCGGCUGGAGAACGCGCGGCUGCGCCGCGAGAACCGCAGCCUCUUCCGGCAGACCCUGCUGGGGCCCGCGCCCGGCGGCCCCGAGCGCGGCGGCGACGCCGCCCUGCGCGACCGGUUGCGGCGCCUGCAGGAGAAGCACCGCCGCGCUGUGCAGCAACUGCGGCGCUGCCGCGAGCUGGACGACGGGGAGCUGGAGGAGCUGCUGGAGGAGGCGGAGGAGGAGGCGGAAGAGGCGGUGGCGCCCGCCGAGCAGAGGAGCCUGGUGCUGCCCGUGUAGCCGGUGCACUGCGCGGCCUGCGGCAGGCUGCUGCUGGCCUCCAGUGGGCCGAGUCCGCGGGUGUGGCGUGGCAGGCCGGUGCCCGAUGUUUGCCGGCCUUCCUCGGGCCGCGCCGCGGGGCAGGCGGCUGCCCCCGUGGCUUUCGCAGGCGUGCAGACAUUGGGCCGCCAGGAGGACUUGGCGCGUCUCGGAGGAUGGGCGCCUCAUUCGCUGCCGCCAUGUGGAUCUUGGGGUUGGGUUUGGCACUUUCCCGUAAAACUGCAGAAACUAAAUAAAAACUUGACGCACCAA